Molecule: messenger RNA, 2887 nt
Organism: Callithrix jacchus (white-tufted-ear marmoset)
Lineage: Eukaryota; Metazoa; Chordata; Mammalia; Primates; Cebidae
Gene: ARHGAP15
Product: Rho GTPase activating protein 15
Biological process (GO): signal transduction; regulation of GTPase activity
Cellular component (GO): cytoplasm
Source: RefSeq, a predicted model, not a curated record
UUCUUCCCCCAGUAGUGAUAUUAAGCAGCAUCCAACACAGGCCUACUCUUACGACAUGUGACUUUACUGUUUUCCGUUUUUGUUGAAAGAGUCAUUAACCGGAAUUGAUGGCAGCUUCAAUAACAGGUCAUUGCUGAGAAAAGGAUAGCACUAGAAUAUGCAGAAAUCUACAAAUUCUGAUACUUCUGUGGAAACACUGAAUUCUACCCGCCAAGGCACAGGAGCUAUACAAAUGAGAAUCAAAAAUGCCAACAGCCACCAUGACAGGCUCAGCCAAAGUAAAUCCAUGAUCCUCACCGAUGUUGGGAAGGUCACUGAACCCAUAUCCCGACACAGAAGGAAUCAUUCACAGCAUGUCUUGAAAGAUGUCAUUCCUCCAUUGGAACAACUGAUGGUUGAAAAAGAAGGUUAUCUUCAAAAAGCUAAAAUUGCAGAUGGGGGAAAGAAACUAAGGAAAAACUGGUCUACUUCCUGGGUUGUUCUUUCUAGUCGAAAAAUUGAAUUUUACAAAGAAUCCAAGCAACAGGCUCUGUCCAAUAUGAAAACUGGGCACAAACCAGAAAGUGUGGAUUUGUGUGGUGCACACAUUGAAUGGGCCAAGGAAAAAUCGAGUAGAAAGAAUGUCUUUCAGAUCACAACAGUAUCAGGAAAUGAGUUCCUUCUACAGUCAGAUAUUGACUUCAUCAUAUUGGAUUGGUUCCACGCUAUCAAAAAUGCAAUUGACAGAUUGCCAAAGGAUUCAAGUUGUCCAUCAAGAAACCUGGAAUUAUUCAAAAUCCAAAGAUCCUCCAGCACUGAAUUGCUAAGUCACUGCGACAGUGAUAUAAAAGAACAGAAACCAGAGCACAGAAAAUCUUUAAUGUUCAGGCUGCAUCAUAGUGCUUCUGAUACAAGCGACAAAAAUCGAGUUAAAAGCAGAUUAAAGAAGUUUAUUACUCGAAGACCUUCCCUGAAAACUCUGCAAGAAAAAGGACUUAUUAAAGAUCAAAUUUUUGGCUCUCAUCUGCACACAGUGUGUGAACGUGAAAAUUCCACAGUUCCGCGGUUUGUAAAGCAAUGCAUUGAAGCUGUUGAGAAAAGAGGUCUAGAUGUUGAUGGAAUAUAUCGAGUUAGUGGCAAUCUGGCAACAAUACAAAAGUUAAGAUUUAUCGUCAACCAAGAAGAGAAGCUGAAUUUGGACGACAGCCAGUGGGAGGACAUCCACGUUGUCACCGGAGCACUGAAGAUGUUUUUCCGGGAGCUGCCUGAACCACUCUUCCCUUACAGUUUCUUUGAGCAGUUUGUGGAAGCGAUCAAAAAGCAAGACAACAACACAAGAAUUAAAGCUGUAAAGUCUCUUGUACAAAAACUGCCUCCACCAAAUCGUGACACCAUGAAAGUGCUCUUUGGACAUCUAACUAAACUCCCCUCAUCCUCAACAACGGCCUCUGCUGGUCAUGGUGGCUUCCCUGAUGCAGCGUCCCAGACGCUCAACCAUGAGGGAUCCAAGCUCCUGUGUACCACGUCGUCUCAGACAAGAAUUUCUGCCCUGUUCAUGACCCAUCGCAAUUGGGCAACAGAGAACUUGGAAGCCCUAUGUGGAUCGUCUGGGUGUCAUCCUGUCCCCCGGUACAACAGCAACCUUGCCUCCUCCCUAUGAUCACAGCUAAUUAUACCUGCCUAGAUGGUGACUCUGCCUUGACUGCUGGUACCUAAACCCAAGAAGCUCCACGUGCCUAGAAAGCAGCAGUAGCUUAGAAGAUAUAUAUAUCAGUGAUUUGAUAUAUCACUCAAAUACAAUAAUAUAAACAGUUCUCUGAUUGCCCAUUUAUUUUGCUCCACAAGAUGCUAUGUUCUGGUGACCAUCUCAUAAUUCUGUGAGUCGGCCCCCAUUUUUGGCUGCCCUUCAGCCCUGACACUUGUUAUUAAAAUUGCACCUACCUGGCUUUUAGCAAUUAAGCCCCACCACCCAGCUUCUAUUACCAGUGUCUCAGCAUCCCCAUUGCAAUCAGUGAGCCUAGUUCUGUAAUAGACUCUCCUACAGUCAACCCUCAUUUACAGAGUAAAGGCCCCUGUAAUCACAUACAACUUUUCUGUAGAAUAUCAAUGGUGCUUAGCAACAGCCCUUCAAUUUCAUUGACCUUGGAGUUACUAUCCACAACCUCCCACUAUCAUUUUUAAAUUCCUCAUACAUUAUACCAGCUAGUCUCCUACACAGAUCUAAUGUCCUAAUUCACCACCAGGGUGAGUUUUCACAAUCGGAGUGCCACCUCAUGCCAGGGACCUGUCUUCAUUCCACCUGCCACCAUUGAUGGACUCUUCAUUGCCAGUCAGGCUGCAAGUGACCCAGUUCCAAAUUCCCUUCUUAUUGCUGGCUUUCUGGGACCACUCAUAGAACCAAUAAUCAUGGGUUUGGUUCACCAGAAGGAGCCCCCAAAACAGAGUUUGGCAUCCAUGGCAUUGUUAAAGAUUAAUCCCUGUAGGAGGAAAAAGGCGUCAAUAGGAUUAGGCAGAGGAAGAAGCUGAACUGAAGUGCAGACCAAAGAAAGCUUCAGCCAGACCCACAGGAAGCUCUGGGGCACACAGAGCCUGUCAAAGAUGUCCCACAGUGGGCAGAAAUGGUCCAGCUUUUGUACUGACAGUGGGGGCCAGAGCAGUGGCUCACACCUGUAAUCCCUGAACUUCAAGAGGCUGAGGCAGGAGGAUCACUGGAGGCCAGGAUUCGAGACCAGCCUGGGAAACACAGUGAAAUCCCAUUUCAACAACAAAAAAUUUUUUUUAAUUAGCUGGGCAUGGUGGCACACACUUGUAAUCCUAGCUACUCAGGAGGUUGAGGUGGGAAGAUCGCUUAACCCCAGGAAUUGAGCUUACAAUGAGCUAUGAUUGUGUCACUGCACUCUAGCCCGGG